AUGGAAAGCGUGGACGCGGCGCUGCGGUACCUGCAGCGGCAGUUUGCCAGCGUAGCGAGUGAAGAAGCGCAGUGGAACGAAGAGCGUCAGAAGCUGCAGGCGCAGCUGCGGGAGCUCGAGGAACAGCGCGGCGAGCAGGAACAGGCAUACAAAGACGCCAUGGUACGUGUCAAGAUGCUCGAAUUUGCAUUGCGGCAAGAACGCGGUCGGUACUUGGAGUCGCCUGCCGCUGUGCAAACGACCGGAGCUAUGGCCACAAAGCCGCAUGGGGAGAGCGCCGAGGUGUCGCGUGGCGUGACGGUAUCGCGCUCGGUCGAGCGUGUCAAGUCGGGGCGCACAGUCGAGCAGCCGUCGCCUGCGCUGUCGCCUGAGAUCAGUCCAAAAGCUCACAGCAAUAGCGGUGGCAGUAACAGCAGUGUGAAUGGUCGAUUUGAGAGCCGAGACAAGACCGUGACGAGCUCGGGGAGUACCAGUAGUACUGCCCCCGUGCAGGGCAAAGGCAUGGAGAUUUCGCGACCUCGGAUGAUGGGUCGAACCGCAUCGGGACGAGAAGUUGAGCGAGAAGCGAGCAAAGCAGUGGCUGGAUCAGGACGCGACGGUGAGAGGGAAUUCAAUCGAUCGGCGUCAGGACGGGAAGUGGAACGCGUAGAACGAGCAGUUGACGCUGCAAAGCUGGUGAAGCCUGCUGUUAUUACUCAUGCACCGAAAGGGUCAUGUGUGGCGCACAAAUUGAAGCUUAAGCUGUCGGGCCACAUGGACGGAGUGCGAGCACUUGCAUUUCAUCCAACGGAACCGCUGUUGGUGUCGGGUAGCGAAGACUGUACGGUGAAGGUGUGGAAGCUCUCGAAUGUUGGGAAUGGCCCACCAUUGCAGCGAGCAACCGAAGUGGACUCGCUGGUGACCAUGCGGGUCCAUACGCAGAGUGUGCUGGCUCUAGCCGUGUUUAGUGCGGAGACCUACCCGGACUGUUCGCCUGGCCAGAUAGGUGCAUUUGCGUCGGCUGGGCGUGAUGGAACGCUAAACCUGUUCCAGUUACGAAGCACAGACACGGAUAAACCCGAACCGUACACGUGCGAAGAGUAUGGGAGCAUGAAGAUUCAUUCGAUCAAGACUGCACAUGACGAUGCAAUCUGGGACCUACAUGCACACCCGCUGUCGAACACGUUGUUCUCGGCAGGAGCAGACGGUGUGGUCCGGACCUGGGGGGUUGCGUCAGAGCUUACACUGAAGGGCGAACUACGAUGCCCCACUAAGACCAACACAAACGGAACCGGCCCGAGCGUUUCUGGCUUUUUGGUGCCUACGUCAGUACAUUCAAUGCUAACAGAUUCGAAAACAUCCGUUGUCGGAUACACAAAUGGGUCGAUUGCCCAGUUUGACUACGCAGCCGAGCGUGUUAUUCAGCUAACACGAGCGAUCGACGUGGAUAGUGUCGGGCGGGGAGGUCAGGUGAACAAGCUGAUCGCGCAUCCGACCAUGCCGAUUGCAAUUGCGGCCCACCAAGAUAGGAAAAUUCGAAUGUACGACAUGCGGGCCGGCGAGUGCGUCGGCUCUUUAACCGCUCACCAGGACUCGGUUACGUCUCUAUCAAUAGAUGCAGCGGGGCUGUACAUCGCAUCGGGAGGUCACGACGGUUCACUGCGUGUGUGGUCAGUUGCGGAUCGUCACUGUGUCUUUGAGCAAGCCGUGCACCGGCCGAAGAUGGCCGAAGCAAUGCAUGCAGUAAGUUACCAUCCGUCGCGCAAUUACAUCGCCACGGGCGGUGCAGACAGUACAAUAAAGAUCUUCCAGUAA
Molecule: messenger RNA, 1794 nt
Organism: Hyaloperonospora brassicae
Lineage: Eukaryota; Oomycota; Peronosporomycetes; Peronosporales; Peronosporaceae
Source: the annotation of a GenBank genome assembly